Molecule: messenger RNA, 4522 nt
Organism: Gambusia affinis (western mosquitofish)
Lineage: Eukaryota; Metazoa; Chordata; Actinopteri; Cyprinodontiformes; Poeciliidae
Gene: hspa12b
Product: heat shock protein 12B
Exons: 14
Coding region: 402-2471 (689 amino acids)
Source: RefSeq, a predicted model, not a curated record
UGACUGGUUCAUGUGUUUGUGUGUGUGUGUGUCACCACUUUUUCUUCUGACAUUCAUUUGCAAAGCAGAAAGACGGAGCGCUUGGCUGGGGCUGCAAAGCCAAAUCACAAUUGCACCGAGAGAAAUGAAACUUCUUUCUGCAGCUUUUUGCCGAUUCCUUUAACAUCCAGUUUUGGAGAUUCUGCAUGCAAAACAUUUGGGAGGUCUUACUUUUUUAACAACAGCUUUCCAGAAAAGCAUCCUCUUGUUUCCAGCUGCGCUUUUCCUCCGGUCCUUUAUCCAUCCAUCUUUCUCUCUCUCUGGAGGCAGAACUCCAAAGUUUAGGAAUAUUUCUCACAGUUCAGCAGAAAAACUUCAGAAAAAAGAACGAAGGACUUGAAGUGACCCUGGCUCCUGUAAAAAUGGCUGAGGAGGUCCAGCUGGAUUCAAAUCUGCAGAUUCCUGGUGGGAGUUUAUCCAUUCCAUCUUCGCCGGCCACAGCCAGGAACGACUGCAGCAUCACGCCGCUCACGCCCUCGCCUUCACCGAGGGUGGAGGUCAGACCCAGGAUGGCUUGUCCCUUCUCUGUCGUCAUCGCCAUAGACUUUGGGACGACCUCCAGCGGCUACGCGUUCAGCUUCACGCAGGACUCUGAAGCCAUACAUAUGAUGAAACGCUGGGAGGGCGGCGACCCCGGAGUGGCCAAUCAGAAGAGCCCGACAUGUUUGCUGCUGACUCCUGAUUUGCGUUUCCACAGUUUUGGGUUUGCAGCACGGGAUUUCUACCAUGACUUAGACCCAGAAGAGGCCCAGCACUGGCUCUACUUUGACAAAUUUAAAAUGAAAAUCCACAGCACCAGUGACCUGACGAUGGAGACGGAGCUGGAGGCUGUUAACGGUCGGAAGGUCCGGGCCAUCGAGGUGUUUGCACAUGCCCUGCGCUUCUUCAGAGAACACGCUCUGAAGGAGGUGAAGGACCAGUCGUCUUCGGUGCUGGAAGGAGAGGAUAUCAGAUGGGUGAUCACCGUCCCAGCUGUGUGGAGGCAACCGGCCAAGCAGUUCAUGAGAGAGGCGGCGUACCUGGCUGGACUGGUGUCUCCCGACUGCCCUGAGCAGCUCCUUAUCGCCCUGGAGCCCGAGGCCGCCUCCAUCUACUGUCGGAAACUCCGGCUGCACCAGGUGAUCGACCUGAGCCUGCAGCCAAUCACAAACGGCCUAGACCUGGACGGGACCCGGCCCUUCGACUCCAGCUUCAGACAAGCGCGGGAGCAGCUGAGGCGAUCCAGACACAGCAGGACCUUUCUGGUGGAGAGUGGAACCGGAGAGCUGUGGUCCGAGCUGCAGACCGGUGACAGGUACGUUGUUGCAGACUGUGGAGGAGGAACGGUUGACCUGACGGUUCAUCAGAUUGAGCAGCCGCAGGGAACACUUAAAGAGCUCUACAAAGCCUCAGGUGGUCCGUACGGUGCAGUCGGGGUCGAUCUGGCCUUCGAAGCCAUGUUGUGCCAGAUCUUCGGCGAGGACUUCAUUCAGAGCUUCAAAGCCAAGCGGCCGGCGGCCUGGGUGGACCUCAUGAUUGCGUUCGAGGCGAGGAAACGAACCGCGUCGCCAGGAAGAGCAAACGCCCUGAAUAUCUCCCUGCCCUUCUCUUUCAUCGACUUCUACAAGAGACACAGAGGGCAGAGUGUGGAGGCCGCCCUGAGGAGGAGCAACAUGAACAUCGUGAAGUGGUCGUCUCAGGGAAUGCUGCGGCUGACCCAGGAAGCAAUGAAUGAACUCUUCCAGCCGACCAUCAGCAACAUAGUCAGACAUAUAGAGGAGUUGAUGGGGAAGCCGGAGGUGCGCUGUAUACGCUUCCUGUUCCUGGUUGGUGGUUUUGCAGAGUCGUCGAUGUUGCAGAAAGCAGUCCAGAAGGCACUGGGAAGGACCUGCCGGAUCAUCAUCCCCCAUGAUGUCGGCCUCACCAUCCUGAAGGGUGCCGUUCUCUUCGGACUGGAUCCCACUGUGGUCAGAGUACGACGUUGCCCUGUGACCUACGGGGUCGGCGUCCUGAACCGGUUCGUUGAGGGACGGCACCCUCGGGAUAAGCUCCUCAUCAAAGAUGGCCGCGAGUGGUGCACGGACAUCUUCGAUCGCUUCGUGUCCAUCGACCAGUCUGUGGCGCUGGGAGAGGUCGUUCGACGAAGCUACACACCCGCUCGGGUGGGGCAGCGGAAGAUCAUCAUCAACAUCUACUGCAGCGCCACAGAUGACGUCACCUACAUCUCCGACCCCGGCGUCCGGAAGUGCGGGACAAUAACCUUAGACUUACCGGAACCACUGGUGCCACCUGGGGCGGUGGGAGGACCAGAAGCAGGAGCGAUGAUAGAAAGCCCAGAAAGGAGAGAGAUCAGAGCCACCAUGCAGUUUGGAGAUACGGAGAUCAAAGUCACGGCUAUUGAUGUCAUGUCUAACAGGUCUGUCCGGGCUUCCAUAGACUUCCUGUCCAACUAAGGUGGAGUAGCUUAAAGAGACAUGAAAACAACCAAAACUGAUUAAAUUCAGACAUUAUGGAUCUUGAUGUUCAAUCAAUAUUAAAUGCUUUCUCGGACUCUCCCUGAGUUUAUCCAUCCAGCCCUCCAGAGAAGUUUUGAUUUCUGUGCAUUUUCUGCACAGAAACUCUUCAAAGAAACAAAACACCCCCUAAGACACAGGAUGCUGGAACAAACUUACCCUUCAGUAUAAGGAUUUCAAGCUAAGACUGAAUCACUUAAAGACAUCAUAAAGUAUACUACCUAGAGUGAAAAUAACUCUUGUUUAUUUUAUCCUGAUAUGAUACUCAAUACCUCAUUUAAAUUCUAUCAUAAAACCUGUUUGGACUCGUAUUGUUUCUCUAACAACGUAGUGUUCCAUCUAGUGGUAAGAUGACAUAACUACAAGUUGGAAAAGAACAUUAAGGAUUGUGGCAUUAUAGCAUUUUAAACUUUUACAGUGUCAUAUGAGUGCUACUGUGUUGAAUAUAUUUACUCAGACUUGAUUUGUUUAAACCGAAUGGAAGCAGUAUAAAAAGGGCCUAUAACGUUUCCAUGUUUUACAACAUAGUAAGAAAGUUUUUAAAAAUGUUAUAUAAAAACUGUCAAUACAGCUAGCAUUGGGCAUCCCUUGAAGGUUGGUUUGCUAACGUUUGCUAAAUGUCAGAAUGAAACACGAUGGACGAACGUUGGCUGGAGGUCGAACGUUUGCUGAACGUCCGCAGACAACGUUCUACGUCACACAGACGUUCAGACAAUUUCAGAGAUACAAACGUUUCUAAGAGAAAUAUUGCAAUUCUGUAAAAAAAAAAAAAAAAAACUGUGAUCACUAUAAGGGUUAAAAAGACACAAAAAAUAACAAUUACAAAAAUUACAGCAAAAAAAUAAACAAAUAAAUAAAAAUCAACGUUUGGAUAACGUCAUGUCCGAACAUUCGACAUUGAACAUUAGCUUUUUUAGCUAGGUCAAAAAUAAAGCUUAAAUGUAUGAAAGAUGACUAAGUUGUUUCUUGUAGUCGGUGGCCAGGUUUUAUAAGUUUCAAGAGGGAUUUUAGGCCAUUCUUCUGUACAGAAACUCUUUUGCUCAUUUGUUUUCUGUAGGCUUGGGAUAUGUAGUCUGGGUUAGCCUAUCCAUGACAAAAUGAUUCUUCUUUAGACACUACGCUGGAAAACCCAUUCAUUUUCAGAUAAUGGCAUUUAUUUGAGCAUAUACUCCAGUUAAAGAUAAAUUAGUUACUAAAUUAAAUUUCAAUCAGUUCGUCACAAUUAUUGCGAUUAAUCAUUUUAGCCCCUAAUACCUUGAGAAGCUUACAAAGCCAUGAGUUCAUUUGCAAAUACUUUAACUAGGGUGACCAGACGUCCUCUUUUUCCCGGACAUGUCCUACUUUUCAGACCUAAAAAAAAUGUCCGGGGGGAAUUUCAAAAUCGUCCGGGAUUUUGGUGAACUGCCUCAAAACACAUUAGUGUUACCUCCCCCCGUUGGCGCAUGUUUGUACGCCGAUUUUUACCCCCCCCCCUCCAGAUUUUUCAUUUGAGCCCUAUGUGGUUCCGAGAGCAAGUUUGGGGUCUAAAGGAAGAUGCAUUGUGAUCAGAACCACCUCAGUCGACUACAUUAAAAAAGGGGAAGAAGCUUUAUACCUACGCUGCUCAUUAUUUAAAAUACUAAUACUACUAAAAUAAAUCUGUAGUGUUUAAAACCACUUUGAACAUGAACACUAGGAAUGAAUUUUUGAUUUCAGCCGUGAAUUUAUUGAUAACAAUGGUCCAAUAAAUAGCUUCACAUAGAUGGUUUCAGAACUGCUCAACAUCCUUUCAGUGCUUUUUUCACCCCCCACAUGAAACAACAGCUUUCCUUAUUAACAAAACAAGGCUAAAGGUUACAGACUCCAUCAGGUCACAGAGGAAAGACCAGCCCGUUUCAGAGAAAUAAAAAAAGAUAAACAGCUGCUGUCAUUCUGCUAGUACUGGCUACAGGAAGAAAAUAUGAAAUGCUUUAGUUGGCUGGUCAGAAACUACAAGACAAGAGAGGAGAGAU